CACCUCGUGAGGAACUGCGCAAACGCGGGAUGCCCGGCGUAAGCGGACGAACUCCGAAACAUCGAUAGCCCGAGAGAUCUCGGUCUGGCGCCAUCUUGGACCGAAAGAUCGAGCAGCUUUGAGAAGAACGAGCCCCAGGUACUAGGAAUAGGUCCCAGUAGGAGGUCGACAGCCCCCCUCCAAGGCGGGUCCUAGGUUCUAGGGUCUCGGCGGCCCCUGAGCCCUCUCUGAAGAGAAGGCCUGGCGGCAGCCGCGACUCUCUUCCGCCCCGCCUGGUUUCAGCUCUGCGACCGCAGACGAGGGCCCGGGCGCCGCCGUCGAGCAUGUUUCACGGGAUCCCAGCCACCCCCGGGAUGGGAGCCCCUGGGAAUAAGCCGGAACUGUAUGAGGAAGUAAAGCUGUACAAGAAUGCCCGGGAAAGAGAGAAGUAUGACAACAUGGCAGAGUUGUUUGCUGUGGUGAAGACAAUGCAAGCCCUGGAGAAGGCAUACAUCAAGGACUGUGUCACCCCCAAUGAGUACACAGCAGCCUGUUCCAGACUCCUAGUCCAGUACAAAGCUGCCUUCAAGCAGGUGCAAGGCUCAGAAAUCAAUUCCAUCGACGAGUUCUGCCGAAAGUUCAGACUUGAUUGUCCACUAGCCAUGGAAAGGAUCAAGGAGGACCGACCAAUCACCAUCAAGGACGAUAAGGGUAACCUCAACCGAUGCAUUGCUGACAUUGUCUCACUCUUUAUCACUGUGAUGGAUAAACUCCGUCUGGAAAUACGUGCCAUGGAUGAGAUCCAACCUGAUCUUCGAGAGUUAAUGGAGACCAUGAACCGCAUGAGCCACUUGCCUCCUGACUUUGAGGGUAGACAGAAAGUCAGCCAAUGGCUACAGACCUUGAGUGGCAUGUCAGCUGCAGACGAGCUGGAUGAUUCUCAGGUCCGACAGAUGCUGUUUGAUCUGGAGUCUGCCUACAAUGCCUUCAACCGCUUUCUGCACGCCUAAACCCAGGGCUCUUGGUCCAUCCCACUCAGCUAUAAUUUGAGACCCAGGGCUAGGACCAUGGUUUACAGGGCUAGGAUCCCUGAAUUUUUGGGGAGGACCCUAGAAUAAACUGCUCAUUUCCCCCCUUUCUUCCAGCUUGGUGGGGUAGGGGUUGGGAGGGACCUGUCUCAGGGUUACAGGAGAAUGCUUUUCUUUCACCACUUCCUCAAGAAGGAUUGUAAGUGGUGACCUAGGGUCGACCUACACCAGAGCAUUCUGCUUGGGCUGACCCCAGCCCUUAUAACCCAGGGUGCAUUAACACAAUCACUCCAGCUCACUGGUGGUAUAUGAGCCAAGUCAGCAGGGGCUCUUGGUUUCCUUGGAGCGUGUUUUCUUCUCCUCUUUCCUGCUUUCUGAGUUCACCUGACCCUCAUCUACCCUUGGCUAUUUUCAUCUCUGUUCCUUGGAAGAGGUGGAGCAUGGAUAUGGGGCUAAGUGGGUAGUGUCCUGGCUUAUCCUACUGGUCUCCCAAAAUAAAGUCUGUGCCCUAUAACUGGAGUCAAGACAACUUAAGUUCAAAUCCAGCUUCAGACACUUUACCAGUGUGUAACCUCUGAAUAAGUCACUUAACCUCUCUCAGCCUCCAGAUGUAAAAUGGGAAUAGUGUCAGUAUCCACAUAGGAUUCUUGUAAAGAUCAAGACAAUAUUUGUAAAAAGUUUAGUACAAUACCUGACAAAGUAAGCUAUAUAAAUACUUAUUACCCUUCCCUUUAAGUCUCUUACUUCCAUACACUUGGGUGUGAAGAACUGGAACUUAAUUCAUAUCCAUUAGAGUCCUUCAAACUUUUAAAUUCUAUACCCUUUUCCAGGGAAUAUUCUGCUGAACCAAGUCAACCCCACUUCCCUAAAGCACCAACAGAGUCAGAUACUUGUCUUUUUGUCGUGAUCCUCUUGGACCCAGCUUUGUCCACUUUAUACUUCCAAGCCUUCCCCUAAUCCCCGUCCCUCUUAAGAUCAGAGUUUAGGCAUUAAUACUAGCUGGUGUGAAUUAAGUGUCUAAAUCACUGUAUCCAGUCUCAUGAUCCCAGAGAUCUUCCCAUUUCUAGGGAAAUCUGAACCCAGUCUGUAAUCCCCAUUCACUACCAUGGUUGUGACCUUUGUCAGUACAUAGGGCUAGACAAAACAGGCCUGGUUGUGUGAGGAAAAACUAAUCCAGCUGCAAUUGGCCUUGACCUGAAGCCAUUUUGUUACCCCAACGCCCAGAGUGGAGCAGGAUUGUUCUUGGGCCACGUGUUUGCUCUGGCAGAGAGGGUAGAUCAGUUAAAUCAUUUUAGGAGAGUUGUGCAUUGGGUGAUGAUCAGACUAAAGGAGCCCUCAAACAUCUCAUCAACUCUUGACUGUUAGGCUCUGGUCUGCUAUCUUGUAUGCUUGAAUUUAAAAUGAACAUUAGCCCCUUUACACAAGAAACUUGACCACAUUAGAUGAUUGAACAGCUGGAUAGGAUUCCAUCACCAGGUUAUUAACACUAGAAGGACUGGGUUCUUCAAUUGACAAAAUUUUAAUUUUGAAAUAAAAUUGUUCAUUCUAUUAAAUUUUGGGGGUUUUGCCUUAUGGAUUUAAAAAAAAUGCUGUAUCAAUUGAUGAAGCUUGGCUUUUGAGAUAAUUCUUACAUUCUGGUCCAUCUAAUACUUAAGAUCCAAAAACCUAAGGCAAGUCCUAGUUUUUUGAAUGUUAAAUAUUAUCAAAGGCUACCCCAUCCUCAUUAUGGGACAAAUUUUCCCCAUGGACAGGUCAAGAACUAGAUCUGGGCAAAAGUUGGUUGACUUUUUUUUGACUUCCAUGCCACCCUUGUCUCCUGCUCACUACAUUGCCACCAAUAGAUAGCUUCAGAAAAUCCUUCCAAUCUGUUUUUACUACUCUUUAAUUUUUCUUAUUGUGUAUUUCCUCAUCUCAGACCUUUCUAAGCCUCAAAGGGCAUUUUAUUCACUAUGCAUUUUGGAAAACACAUAGUAGAUGACUGUGGCUUCAUUCUUCAAGGGGCUUUCAGUCACUUGUUUUAGAGUUAAUUUUCUGAAAAGCAUUCUCUUUUGAUCAUUUUCUGCUUGAGAUAGUAGGCAAAACGAGAAAUCUCUUCUAAUUCAACAGUCAAGCAAAGGGAAUUCCCCUCUGGCCAUGAUUUAAAAAAAAGUCAUCCUCCACUUGAGUUUUUCAUCUAUCAAGAGGUUGAUAAUGUUUCAGUGUUGAUAAUGAAAUUGUGGUCACUAUGCUGUUCAGAGUUCCCAAGUCUUUAAAAUUUUUAUUAUAUCAGUGUGUAUAAAUUGGUUCUGCUCACAUACCUUUGUCAGAUCACACAAGUCUUUCCAGAUUUCUCUAAAAUCAUCUGUCAUAUCUUGCAGCAUAAUAGUACAUAUUUCCUAUACCGUAACUUGUUCAUCCAUUCCUUUAUUGUUUGCUACCUAAAAAAGGAGCUGUUAUAAUUAUUUUUGUAUAUAUGGGUUAUUUUCUUCUUUCUUUGAUAUCUCUGGGGAAUAGACAUGGUAGUGGGUUUAUAACUGGGUCAAAAAGUUUGUACAAUAACUUUAUAUGUAUAAUUCCAAAUUAUUUUUUUUGAAAUUGGCCAGACUACCAAUGGUGCAUUGAUGUAUUUGUUUUCCCUUUAGCAUUUGUCAUUUUCCAUUUUUUUUUGUUAGCAAUAACUUCAGUUGUAGUUGAUGUGCAUUUCUCUAAUUAUUAGUAAACCAAGUAUAUUUUCAUAUGGUUGAUAGCUUGGAUUUUUUUCCCUUGAAAAAUUUUUGGCAUGGUCUUAUCAUUUGGGUACUGAGUGACUUAUUCUUGUAAAUCUGAAUCAGUGAUGUCAAACUCAGAAAUGGAUCUUUACUAGCCAGAUACUGGUUUAGAAAAUCACAAAUAAGCAUGAUUAUUUAUUUUGUAUUUUUAUUUUUGUUAAACAUGUUUCUGUUAUAUUUCAAUUUGGCAGCUCUAGGUAAUUUAAAGAGGCAGCAGUUUGAUACCUUUGCCCUAUACUUUACACCUUUUAUACUAGAUUAUAAAGAGGAUAGAGGGCUAGGACUGGAGUCAGAAAUUCAGUUUGGAUUGUGUUCAAAUCCGAUCUUAGGUCACCAGCUGUUACCCUAGGCAAGUUGUGUAACUUAAGUGAGCUUCAGUUCCCUCAUCUAUAAAAUGAGGAUAAUAGCACCUACCUCCCAGGAUUGUUGUGAAGAUCAAAAAAGAUAUCUCAAGUGCUUUGCAAGCCUUAAAUUAAAGCAUUAUAUAAAUGCUAGUGGCUAUUAUUAUUAAAUGAGAUCUUGAUCAAAAAAACUUGCUGCAAUGAUUUUUUCCCCUCAUUUACCAAUCCUAAUUUUAACUACAUUGGUUUUUGUGCAAAAACUUCAUAAUUUUAUGUAAUGAAAAUUGUCCAAUUUAUCUUCUGUGACCCUUUCUGUUUGAUCACGAAUCUUCCCUUACCCAUAAUUCUAACAUGUAAUUUCUUCCUUGCUCCUUUAAUUUGUUUAUGCCAGGCUUCAUGUCUUAAGUUAUUCCAUUUUGGAUGGUUUGGGUAUUGAAUGUAUGCUGUUGGCUUACCCUACUUUCUGAUAUACUGCUUUCUGUUUUUCUCCAAGAGUUUUUGACAAAUUGAGUUCUUGCUUCUGAAGUUCGGAUCUUUAAGUUUACCACAUACUGGGUUACUGGCGCUUACUUUAGUAUAUUGUGUCCAUAAUCCUUUCUACCAAGCAGUCUUUCUGUUUCUUAACCAGCUCCAAAUUAUUUAAAUGAUUAAUGUUUUGUAAUAUAGUUCCUUCCUUUCUCCCUUUUUUCAUUAAUUCCCUUGGCACUUUUCAUCUUUUCUUUCAGAAGAAUUUUGAAGUUUUUUUUCCUAGCUCUAUAAUCCUUUGGUAGUUUUCUCUCUGGAGAUGGAUAGCAUUUUUCAUCAUUCACUCCAUUUGUAAAAAACUAACUUUUGCUUCAUCUCUUCCAAGAAAUCUAGUUGGGUUUGUGUUUAAUCUAUGGUUUUCUUGGGGGUCUUGCUUGUUGAUACUUCCAAGUCAAUUCUCUUUUUCUGCCUCUAUGUCACAAGAGCAGCCUUGCCAACAUUCCCAGUAUAGUGGGGUUCUUUUUUCUUUGAGACUAAUUCCUGACUUUGCACUUGAGGUUAGAGCUGGGCUCUGCAGCACUUCUGAAAGGAGGGUUUAAGCUGGUCCUGUUGCUGCUUUCAAUGGAGUGUUUGUUCAUUCCAGGAUCUUAGGAACAGGCUGAAGAGACCUGCAAGUUUUUGGGGUUGCCAAAGUGGUCAGAAUGCUGCUUGACAUGCUCCAGGCAUCAUUUAUAAAGUCCAUGGAUUUCUCUGUCCCUGGGAUGACCUAGACUGGAAAAAAUUACUUAUUUUUUCCCUUACAUUGCCCAUCAAGAUUCAGUCUGGUGCAUUUCUUCUUUCUUGGAGGAGCUGGGCUAUACUUUUCUGAUAUUUUGACCAAAUGUCUCCUGGUAUCAUUUUGAUAAGGUCCUAAAUGGUGGGUAUGUUGAGCAGAGGGAAAUUUUUUUUUUCCUCGCUGAGGCAGUUGGGGCUAAGUGACUUGCCCAGGGUCACACAGCUAGAAAGUGGUAAGUAUCUGAGGUCAGAUUUGAACUCAAGUCCUCCUGACUUCAGGGCCAGUACUGUAUCCACUGCGCCACUUAGCUGCCCCAUAGUUAAUUCUUUUAGGGUAUUAAGUCCUUUCCAGGAUUUAGCCUGCCAGCUAAGGGCAUGCCCCAACUUCAUGGAAUGUUCUCUUUCUACUGGGUAAUUGUGAGUUCCACUAAGGAACUUGUCUUUCCUAUGCUCUCCCACUUUUUUUUUUUUUUUUUAAGAUAAGAGAUUUAUUAUUGGGUAAGCAAGGUUAAAGUAUAGGCAAAGGUAGAGAUAAGGAGGGCACUGGACAGAGGGUCCUCACAUGGCUAGCAUGUUUGGAAUCUCAGAGGGGGUCCCAGUUUUAGCUCAAGGGGCUUUUGGGUGUAGCUCCAAAGUUGGCUCAGAUCCAGGUGGGGCUGGGACAGGUCAGAUGUUCUAUUGGAAUUCAAAGGGACCAGAAUUUGUGAGUUAAAGGGUAAUUUACAUUAUAACUAGGAGAGGGUGGGAAUCUAGAAAGGACUUUCCCACAUCAUUCCCCCCUUCAAGCAGUUUCUCCCACUCUUACUUCAUACAACUGGUGUUGUAUACCUUCAUUUUGUCUGUUUUCUCCCAAAUAAAUCUACCUUUUGUCAAAGAGAA
Antechinus flavipes (yellow-footed antechinus) is the source of this 6213-nucleotide messenger RNA. It is a transcript of the gene VPS28, whose product is annotated as VPS28 subunit of ESCRT-I. Gene Ontology annotation, cellular component: ESCRT I complex. The record is from RefSeq and is a predicted model, not a curated record. Gene Ontology annotation, biological process: protein transport to vacuole involved in ubiquitin-dependent protein catabolic process via the multivesicular body sorting pathway. Gene Ontology annotation, molecular function: protein-containing complex binding. Bases 324 to 989 code for a protein of 221 amino acids. The transcript has 9 exons. NCBI's taxonomy places the organism in Eukaryota, Metazoa, Chordata, Mammalia, Dasyuromorphia, Dasyuridae.